AUGAUCAGAACACUGUUUGGGAGCCGUAAAGGUGUUGUGCAGCGGUACACGGAGGAUUUGGUGCGGAUCGCCGCGCAGAUCGAGGACGUCGAGCAGCAAUUGAAGAGUCUGGACAGGCGGGUUUCCCGUUGGCGGAGGUCUGUGUCCUCCUACGGGGCGUCGCUGACGGCACUGUACGCAUCGUACAUGUACUACACGUCCGGUGCCCAAUGGAUGUUGGCCCUGGCGGCUUUGCUGGCCGGAACACUAGUGCUCGUGCUUUACAAUCUCGGGAUGCGCAGUGGGGCAGGGUGGAUCCGGUCUUACAAGAUGCGGCGGCUUGCACAGCUUAGGGGCAAGCACGAGUCGACCGUGGACAAGUUGAAGGAGGAGACACAGUUUAACGCGACGAGUUCGUUGCUACAACGGUUCCAGAACGGCGACGACGCUCUGCAAGUGGUUGACACGGAGCUGUCAUUGAAGUACGACGAGUUGCAACAACUCAAGGACGAACUCACGCAAUUGCAGACGGGGAAACAACAGGCAACGAAGGAACAGAACGACGUGUGGUUCGAUAAAGUGAUCGGGUUGCUUGCGGGAGGCAACGACGUCCAGGGGAUGCCGCACAUUGAGAAAGUCGUCUGCCCAGAGUGUGACAGAUUUGCAGGGUUGUACAGGCUGCCCAAGGGCGACUGGCAGUACAUGUGCCCCUUCUGCAACCACCGCACACCGAGCCACGACGUCGAGGGAGCCACGGCUGAGGAGGAGACGGAAUAA
Molecule: messenger RNA, 756 nt
Organism: Huiozyma naganishii CBS 8797
Lineage: Eukaryota; Fungi; Ascomycota; Saccharomycetes; Saccharomycetales; Saccharomycetaceae
Gene: LNP1
Product: Lnp1p
Exons: 1
Coding region: 1-756 (251 amino acids)
Source: RefSeq, a predicted model, not a curated record